AUGCGGCCGCCCCUAGCCCGGCGCGCGGCUGUGUCCGCGCCUCCCCAUCCCUCGCAAGAUCGCAGCCAGGUGGAGGGGCACUCUCGCUGCGCGCAGGCGGAAGGCGAGCACUUGGCCGGCGCGGUGGGCCUUUUUGGGUUUUCACGUUGCCCCACCAACAGCCGCCAAAGCCCCCUAACCCAUCCGCCACCCGUCUGCGGGGUCCCGCGGGAGCGUCCUGGUCCGGGCCGCCCCAUUCUCAAAGAAACAGAGGGAGACCGCUGCGAUGGCUGGGGCGGGGGCGGCAAAGACCCUGAAAUGGGGCGCAGCCCCUGGGACGUCGCGCUGUGCGCCGCCGGGACAGUGAUGGCCGGCGAGAACGCGCUGGUGCUGGCCGUGCUCUUCUACGCACCCAGCCUGCGGGCGCCCCCCUUCCUGCUGAUCGGCAGCCUGGCGCUGGCGGACCUGCUGGCUGGGCUGGGACUGGUGGUCAACUUCGGCGUGCGGUACCUGCUGCAGCCGCCCAGCGAGGCGGCGACGCUGAGCGCGGCCGGGCUGCUGCUGGCCGCCUUCUCGGCCUCGGUCUGCAGCCUGCUGGCCAUCACCGUCGACCGCUACCUGUCGCUCUCCAACGCGCUCACCUACCACUCGGAGCGCACGCGGACCUUCACCGCCGCCGCGCUGCUGCUGCUCUGGCUGGCCUGCCUGGCCGUCGGGCUCCUCCCGCUGCUGGGCUGGAACUGCCUGCGCCAGCCCGGCGCCUGCAGCGUCCUGCGGCCCGUCACCAGGGACAACGCCGCCGUGCUGGCCGUGGCCUUCCUGCUCCUCUUCGCCCUCAUGCUGCAGCUCUACGGGCAGAUCUGCCGCAUCGCCUGCCGGCACGCCCAACAGAUCGCCGUCCAGCACCAGUUCAUCGCCAGCGCGCAGGCCACCUCUACGCGCAGGGGACUCUCCACCCUCUCGCUCAUCCUGGGCACCUUCGCCCUCUGCUGGGUGCCCUUCGCCAUCUACUCCCUAGUGGCCGACGCCUCCUACCCGCCCGUCUACACCUACUCCUUGGCCCUGCCGGCCCCCUGCCACUCGCUGCUCACCCCCGUCGUGUACGCCUUCCGCAACCCCGAGAUCCAGAAGUCGCUGUGGCUGGCCUGCUGCGGCUGCAGCCCGGCCGGCCUCUCCUCCCGACCCCGGACGUCCAGCGAC
Messenger RNA from Python bivittatus (Burmese python), 1179 nucleotides. RefSeq names its product G protein-coupled receptor 12-like. Gene Ontology annotation, cellular component: membrane. Gene Ontology annotation, molecular function: G protein-coupled receptor activity. NCBI's taxonomy places the organism in Eukaryota, Metazoa, Chordata, Lepidosauria, Squamata, Pythonidae. The record is from RefSeq and is a predicted model, not a curated record. Gene Ontology annotation, biological process: G protein-coupled receptor signaling pathway.